Messenger RNA from Cooperia oncophora, 843 nucleotides. Lineage: Eukaryota; Metazoa; Nematoda; Chromadorea; Rhabditida; Trichostrongylidae. The record is from the annotation of a GenBank genome assembly.
AUGGGUGAUAAUCCGGAACAGAAUGUUGAGCCAUCAGCUUCAAGCGGAGGUGGUGAUGGUUCUGACGAUGUUCGCUCAGAAAAGACUCAAGAAAUCGUUAAGGACGUCAUGCAGAAGGCUGCCCUCCUGGUACGUGCAGCAACUGAACUGCCGAGACGUGGCGAUGACUUUGAGCUCUGCAAUUCAUUCAGCGCUUUUACUGCUUUUAUGGAGCAGCAAGAAACAAGGCUACGCCUGAUGCUGACCAGUCUUAUGCGCAAUACUGGUUGCCCAACAAGAAUGCCAAAGUUGAACUGUGAUGUUGAGGAGUACUUAGAAAGAGUUGCUAUGGUUGAUGACCAUGUCGUAGAGAGAGCGGGGAUCGUUAUGGACGAGUUGGAUCGCGGCGGUCGUGAUGACGUUGAGGUGCCGAAGACCAUAAUCGGAGCAGAAUCUACAAAACGAAGAAAAGCUGAAGCAGAGGCAAGGUUCCAAGAACGAAUACAUGCUUCUGACCCUGGUUCCGCUAUUGCAGAACAGUUGCGAUUAGCUCACGAAGAGCUCAAAGCUUCGAAAGUAGCUAACGUCAAGGUGAAGCCACAAAAGGAAUACGGUUUCGAAGGAUCGAUCGAUAAUUCAACAAACCCCUUCAUUCCUAAGCUGAAAACCAAGCACAAUGCUCUACCAAGGAAGGAGGCUUCUGGAAUGGUUAUUGUUGAUGAACAAUCUGCUACUAGUGGAAUGCAGAGUGAUCUAUCGUCUAACUAUGAGUCAGACGUUCCACAUCCAUACCAACAGGAAAUUCAGAACUUUGUGGUGCCCAGCGGUCAGAUGGAAUCAAAGGAACCUAUAGUAAGUCUUUGA